AUGUUGCAAGCCGAGCUUCCUCUUGCUAUUGUGGAAAACAAACCGGAUUACAAGGCAGUGAAGCAGAAAGCAGAAGAUUGGGAUGAUGUUCAAGUCUGUUCAAUUUCUGAGAUCUUGGUGGCUGUUGAGCGAAAGGAUAAAGAUGAUCUACCUGAUGUGACCUUGGCCACUAAGAAGUUGUGCCCUGAUGCAAUCAAGCUGGAGAAUCUAAACUGA
Eruca vesicaria subsp. sativa (arugula) is the source of this 216-nucleotide messenger RNA. Lineage: Eukaryota; Viridiplantae; Streptophyta; Magnoliopsida; Brassicales; Brassicaceae. The record is from the annotation of a GenBank genome assembly.